Molecule: messenger RNA, 2436 nt
Organism: Penicillium pulvis
Lineage: Eukaryota; Fungi; Ascomycota; Eurotiomycetes; Eurotiales; Aspergillaceae
Product: isochorismatase family protein family
Exons: 1
Coding region: 1-2436 (811 amino acids)
Biological process (GO): DNA repair; DNA alkylation repair
Cellular component (GO): nucleus
Molecular function (GO): dioxygenase activity
Source: RefSeq, a predicted model, not a curated record
AUGAGUUUCUUCUCAUUUAAUGACAUCCCCAGGAUUAAGACGCGUAAGGCGCUCUUGUUGCUCGACUUUCAGAAUGACUUCGUUCGCCCGUCCGGAGCGCUUCACAUCCCUAAUACUGCAGAGAUCCUGGAGACCCUGCCCCCACUCGCGGCAGCAUUCCGUAAAGUCGGUGAUGUGAUUUGGGUUCGUUCACAAUAUGAGGCCCCCCAGUCGAUCUCCGACUGGAAUUUCGGCGAUCGCAUCGUCUUGGCAAAGGAAGCGCCCAAGAAACAUACCAUGCCCCAGACGGACGUGAUUGAAGUCGCAUCAGAUCGCGAUUCUCCAGAGCCCGUCGAUAUUGAGGCUUUCCUGUCUCCUCAGUCACCUAUCUGCUGUGCCGCGCAAACUGCUGGUUUUCAGUUCCCCGCACCCGUUCUUGCCGCCAUCAAUCCGGAGCACGACACAGUAUUGGAUAAGACUGGGUACUCCGCACUGGAGUCGAACGACCUCGUGCUCUCAUUCCGGACUCGAUUUGUGACGGAGGUAUACCUCUGUGGUUCUUUGUCGAAUGUCUCAGUCUACGCCACUGCGUUAGAUGCCGUACGGAAUGGCUUUUCGGUCACUUUAAUCGAAGAUUGCCUCGGAUACCGCCAGUUUGGGCGCCAUUGUGAAGCAAUGCGCCGCAUGGCAGACAUCCUUGGUGCAACUGGGUUGACUGCCGAGGAGUUAUACCAGGAGUUGGAUUGGGAGGAGACUCACGCUAUUGCUCAGGGUGCACCACAGCCCAAACGGCCUGCUGGUGCGUCGCUAGGUCUUGAGAAUGUCAUGGACACUUGGGGGUUGGAAGCGGAUGAACCCGACGAUACAAACGAAAAAGGCCCAGAAGAGGCACUUGAUAUAACAGCGAUUGCUUCUCUUAGUCGACUGCACCGAAACGCUGCGGGGGCUGGGCGGUCUCCCGUCGAGGGAAAGAAGCAAGUCCGCGCGCGAGUGCGCCGACCCAAGCGCCGCCCAGCUCCAGAUGCUGCAGAAGAAACAGGCGAUGGCCCAUCAAAUCCACCCGCAGAGAAAAUACGGAAGCCGGAUGAACCUGUUAUUGGCGAAGGUGAUUCGCGUCUUGUCAAAGAACUUGAUAUCCCAAGAGAUGCCUUCGAGCGCAUCCGAAAUGAGGUAUCUUGGCAGAAAAUGUACCAUCUCUCCGGCCAGGUACCACGACUGGUCGCAGUCCAGGGCCAGAUCGAGCCGAAUGAGGCCAUUCCAAUUUAUCGACACCCCGCCGACGAGUCUCCACCCCUGAAGUCAUUCACAUCCACUGUUGAUGAAGUUCGCAUCGUUGUUGAGAAGAUAUUGGGCCACCCACUGAAUCAUUGUUUGAUCCAACUCUAUCGAGAUGGACAGGAUAACAUCUCAGAGCACUCUGAUAAGACGCUGGAUAUCGUUCGAGGCUCUUCCAUUUGCAAUGUGAGCUUAGGGGCCCAGCGAGUCAUGGUUCUUCGCACCAAAACUUCCUCGGAGCGCAAGAGUGAAACAGAAUCAGGCCGAACGACACAGAAAGUACCACUUCCACAUCAAUCACUUUUUAUCCUCGGCCAGAAAACCAACAUGCGCUGGCUGCAUGGUAUCCGGCCAGAUAAACGCCAAGAGAACACCAAGGCCCCGGAAGAACAAGCAUAUGGUGGUGAGCGAAUCUCACUGACCUUUCGACACAUCGGAACAUACCUCCACCCAACCACCGAUUUGAUCUGGGGCCAAGGUGCGGUGGGGAAGUCUCGGGACACAGCUCGCCCCGCUGUCCACGGGAACCCUGAAGAGACGGAACAAAUGAUUCGUGCAUUUGGCCAGGAGAAUCGCUUGUCCGAGUUUAGCUGGGAUACCGUCUAUGGCGGUGGCUUUGAUGUGGUUAAUUUUGUGACUGCAUCGUCGACGCAAUUGAUAAUGAGUGGAGACCCGGUGGCAGACCUGAGGGUGCGCCUUGGCCUGGGAGAAAAUGGUAUUCGAUACGAGAUAUCAGACAAGCCAGAUAUGGAAAUGAAUGGCAAUGAAACCAAACGACCCGUGUAUGUUGAUCCUCAGGGAACGACUGUUACCGGCGAUCUUGCCAUCUUGAGACAUCUGAGUUCUCGACCCGCCGAAAGUUCACGACCUGGAGUCGAUAUCCUAAGAGGUGGAAGCCAUCUCUCCUGGAUAGAAGACUUGCAGCUAGAAUGGCGCGAGCAUUAUGCAAGCAAGCCCAUGGAAGGGUUUAAUGGUAGCUUGCGACAAUGGGAGCGUGCCCUAGAGGGACAGCAUUACUUGGGAGGUGCAGUCUUUGGCAUUGACGAUUGUGCCCUUUGGCCGGUCUUAUGGGAGAUAGUACAGACCCAAGGGUCCCUUGAUGCUCGGUUUGCCAAUCUGACCCAGUACUAUCAUCGAGUUGACAAACGGGGUAUCUUGCGAGGCAUCCUGGAGUCCCGAUGA